This is a messenger RNA of Meloidogyne enterolobii, 870 nucleotides long. The record is from the annotation of a GenBank genome assembly. NCBI's taxonomy places the organism in Eukaryota, Metazoa, Nematoda, Chromadorea, Rhabditida, Meloidogynidae.
AUGCCUGCUAGCUCAACAAUGGCUGCAAUAAAGAACGGAGGACCUUUUUCAAAUUUUCGGCGAACACAAUCUUUACGAUUUCCACGGGCUACUACUACAGGUUCACCUCUUGGCAACAAUCACCACAAUCCAGCCAUUUCCUCUCCCUCUUCUUGUGGGGUACAAUCAGCCAAUGGUGGAAGUGGAAGUUUGUCACGUAAAGGAUCUCGCAAUUUUAGAAGCAAGUCUUCUCGACAUAGACAUGGAUCAACAGAAGCCCUCUCUUUAUUAGGCAGAAUGUCCAACAGUCAAAAAAUUGCAUUGUGUACAACAUGGCGACAAAUGCGUCAACAACAAGGACAAUUAUUCUCUUUAAUGAGAAAAAUAUUUAUGGAGCUGGCACAGACAGAGCCUGCAGUUAAAGAAAUUUUCUGCAAAGCAGAUUAUGUUGAUUGUUGGGAAAAGGCUUCAGGUGGAGGACCUAACCCCGCAUCAAUGGAAGAACAUAUUCGAAUGCUUAUAAAGUUUAUUGACGAUUUGGUUCAGUUUGUAGAAGGGGAUUCAGAAACUCAACAAAUAAUUAAUUCGAGUAGCAAAUGUAUUGGACAACAACACGCGUUCCUUUCUCGAACAUCUCAACUAUCAGCCAAUGUAUGGGACAAACUUGGGGAAAUAGUUAUGGAAAAAGUUUGCUCAGUAGAAUGUGUUCAGAAAACACGUGAAGCUGGAAGAGCAUGGCGUACAUUAAUAGCUUUUUGGACUGAUGAGAUACGCUGUGGAUUUGAAGGGGAAGUCAAAGCUUUUUCGAGGCAAGACCUUUUUUCAAAAAAAAAAUUUAAAAAUCCCUCUCUUAUAGACGCCCAUCAACAGAAGCAGCACAAACCCCAGUAG